AUGGAUUUAGACAAUGAAUUCGCAGGAAAAACUAUAAUAUUAGGAAAUAAAACAUAUGAACUCGAUAAACUUAGUCCAGAAGAACGCUUUCGAGUUCAACAUGAAGCAAUGCAUGAAAAACAUAAAGGACAUGAAGCUAUGCAUAUGGAAAUGUUACUUGUUUUACUUGUUGCAAUUGUUGUUUCUCAAUUUGUAUUAAUACUUUGGAGAAAGUAUCAUCUUCGAUCUUAUCAAUUUUUUACACUUCUUUCUAUGUGGUUAAUUCCACUUGGAUUGUCUAUUCAAAAUUUUUAUAUUCGUUUUAUUAUAAUCUGGUGUUUUUUCACACUUAUAACUGUUUAUGUGACACGUCGUGCAACAAAACAACCUAUUGAACCAAAUACACCAAGAUUAGUUUAUAAAUGGUUUCUUCUUGUUCAUAAAGUGUCUUAUGGCCUUGCUAUUGGUGGUUAUUUCCUUAUAAUGAUGACAUUUCUUGGUAUUAAUAAUCUUUUUUCAAUAUCUCCACAAACACUACUUGAUAUUGGAAUAUUGAGCAUGUUUUAUGGAAUUUAUUAUGGUGUACUUGGAAGAGAUAUGGCUGAGUCAUGUACUGAUCGAAUGGCAUCAAAAAUUGGCUAUUAUUCAGAGACAGGUUUACCCAAGCGAGCAUUAGAAUCGAACACAUGUGCUAUUUGUGCUAAUCCAAUAUUAGUACAACACAAUGAAGAAGCAUUGAUUGAAAGAACAUAUAAACUCCAAUGUGGACAUACAUUUCAUGAAUUUUGUAUACGCGGUUGGUGUAUUGUUGGUAAAAAACAAACAUGUCCGUAUUGUAAAGAGAAAGUUGAUUUAAAAAGAUUAUUUCCAAAUCCUUGGGAGAAGCCUCAUGUAUUCUAUGGAAAUUUACUUGAUUGGGUUCGAUAUCUAGUUGCUUGGCAACCAUUAAUUUUAUUUAUUGUUCAAGGUGUUAAUUAUACUCUUGGUCUUGAAUAA
This is a messenger RNA of Adineta steineri, 975 nucleotides long. The record is from the annotation of a GenBank genome assembly. Lineage: Eukaryota; Metazoa; Rotifera; Eurotatoria; Adinetida; Adinetidae.